AUGCUGCGCUCCACGUCCACCGUCACGCUGCUCUCCGGCGGCGGCGCCAAGGCGCCCGGGACGCCCAGCCGGAGGGCAAAUGUCUGCAGACUGCGGCUGACUGUCCCUCCUGAGGAUCCAGUUCCUGAGAAAAGUGAGAAGAAGAUUGAGAGAAAAGAUCAACCUCCUGACCUGAGCAAUGGAGAACAGAUCAGAAAACUUCCUCAAGGUGUUGUCUAUGGCGUGGUGCGAAGAUCAGAUCAAAAUCAGCAGAAAGAAAUGGUGGUGUAUGGGUGGUCCACCAAUCAGCUGAAAGAAGAGAUGAAUUACAUCAAAGAUGUGAGAGCCACUUUGGAGAAAGUAAGGAAGCGGAUGUAUGGAGACUAUGAUGAAAUGAGACAGAAGAUUCGUCAGCUCACACAGGAACUGUCGGUUUCACAAGCUCAACAGAACUAUCUAGAACAUCACAUACAAACUCAGUCUUCAGCCCUGGACAGUUUUAAUUCCAUGAACUCGGCUUUGACCUCAGAUUCCGUCAACCUGCAGAAAACUCUUGUGGAUGUCACUCUGGAAAACAGCAGCAUUAAGGACCAGAUCAGAAACUUGCAGCAGACAUAUGAGGCAUCCAUGGACAAGCUGCGGGAGAAGCAGAGGCUGCUCGACAUGGCCCAAGUGGAAAACCAGCUGUUGAAAAUGAAGGUGGAGUCCUCCCAGGAAGCCAACGCCGAGGUGCUGAGGGAGAUGGCCAGGAAGCUGUACAGCCAGUAUGAGGAGAAGCUGCAUGAGGAACAGCAGAAGCACAGCGCUGAGAAGGAAGCUCUCAUGGAAGAAACCAACAGUUUUCUGAAGGCAAUUGAGGAAGCCAACAAAAAGAUGCAAGCAGCAGAGAUUAGCCUAGAGGAAAAAGAUCAGCGAAUCGGGGAACUGGACAGGCUAAUUGAAUGCAUGGGAAAGGAACGCCAUCAACUGCAACUCCAGCUUGUAGAACAUGAAACAGAAAUGUCUGGGGAAGUUAUGAAUUCUGACAAGGAGAGGUAUCAGCAGCUGGAGGAGGCAUCUGCCAGCCUCCGAGAACGGAUCCGGCACCUUGAUGAUAUGGUACAUUGCCAACAGAAGAAGGUCAAGCAGAUGGUUGAGGAGAUUGAAUCACUGAAGAAAAAAGUGCAGCAGAAGCAACUCUUAAUAUUGCAGCUUUUAGAAAAGAUAUCUUUCUUAGAAGGAGAGAAUAAUGAACUACAGAGCAGGUUGGACUACUUAAUGGAAACACAGCCUAAGACUGAAGUGGAAACGAGAGAGAUUGGCGUGGGCUGUGAUCUUCUACCCAGCCAAGAAGAGAGAACUCGAGAAAUUGUGGUGCCUUCCCGGAACUAUACUCCAUACACAAGAGUCCUAGAGUUAGCUGCAAAGAAAAAUCUGACUUAAGCACUCCGACACUGCUCUUUUGAUAGACUCUGGAUC
Suncus etruscus (white-toothed pygmy shrew) is the source of this 1437-nucleotide messenger RNA. RefSeq names its product myocardial zonula adherens protein (gene MYZAP). The record is from RefSeq and is a predicted model, not a curated record. The transcript has 13 exons. Gene Ontology annotation, biological process: maintenance of ER location; intracellular signal transduction. The coding region runs from base 1 to 1401 and encodes 466 amino acids. Gene Ontology annotation, cellular component: nuclear envelope; intracellular anatomical structure; RNA polymerase II, holoenzyme. Lineage: Eukaryota; Metazoa; Chordata; Mammalia; Eulipotyphla; Soricidae.